UGUCAGGAGGGGCAGGAGGAAAGCGUUGAAAGGGCUGAAACCUGCAGUAAAUCCUCACAACAGAGAACGGUCACUGGCACCGGACAGCUGAGGUGCACAAGACUCAAGGCGGUGGUCUCGGGUAGAGCUCUCUCGUAUUUCUUCUUGCCUGUUGCAUUGAAUUCAAAUCUUUGUGGAGCUUGGUAGGUGGAUAUUGGUGGAGGCCAUCUGGCUGGAGCUUUAUGGGGAUUUCUCGCUGUGAGCCUUAUGCCUACUGGGUCUCAACCUCUGAGUUAUUGCCUGAGAGUGCAUCGCCGAGAUUGCACCUGUCCUGCAGGUCCAUCACUGUAACAGAACAUGAGUGAAGGAGAACACCACUAUACAUUCACACGGCGUCUGUUAACCGAGUAGGGGCGUGCACAUUCCCAUUCUGCUAGAGCAUCUGUGCAUCAUGGACUCUCUGGUGAAGAAGUCCCUGAGGAAGCCCAUCAGGAAGCUGACCAGCUGCGUGUCGGGGGUGAAGGAGAGGGAGGUGUGGGUCAAACACGGGAAGCUGAGGAGCAGAGGUGGAGGAUGCAGAGGGUGCAACAGGUCGGGCAAGAGCCCUCCUUCCCGAACUGCACACACCAAGGAUCUGUCAGCCAUCCGCUCCUACCAGGCAGACCUGGAAAAGGAGAGAAAGCUGCGAGAAGCAAUGAAUGCCCAGAAGAAUGCAGAGAGAGCAGCCAUGAGAGCUCACUUCAGGAGAAAAUAUCAGCUGGCCAAGAACCCCAAAGAUGCCAACCACCUGAGGUCUGUUGGCGGGAAAGUGUCGCUCCCCCGUGAGCUGGCUAAAAUGAUUCAUCCCGAAAACAAGACCAAGGACGAUGGAUACAACCUGUUGAGCGCUUUCCAAGGCCUCAGCUUCAACGUAGGCGUUGUCAGGGGGAGUAAACAGAGCAGAACACGUACCCCGACUCGAGCGAAUGGAGACCCUUGUAAAGUCAUGUGAUCAGUACACGAUCACAAGAACACACACAUCCUAUAAUGUACUGUAAACAACAACAACAACACACUGUAAUUAUGCCUGUUGUAAUAUGACAAUCAAUACUACAGUAUUGCCACACAUGAAGGCUGCGCACGCACAAGCUGUGUUUCACCAUGAUGCAUACACACCCAAUCCACUGUACGUGUCUGUAUCAACUGUCAAUCAUCCCAUUUGCAGUGAAGGAAUUUCCUUUGGAUUUUCCUUUCAUAUUUGUUUGUGUCUCAUUUGAUUUAAUCUCUAAAUACCUUUACAUUUACAAAAUAGGCAAUGCAAUAAGUGUUUUGUACAUGUGUUGCUUUGUAGGACAGUUUAAAUUUAGAUUUAAACUGUAGCAUUAUUUUUCAGCCCCUGAUAUAUUCUCUGUGUUUAGGUCUGACUCUGUGUUAAGGCCAAGCGAACAACUGACGUAAUAACAUGUAAAAUAUGUAAUAAAAAUACUAUUUAAAUUGGUUGGAAAUGUAAUCAAACCUUUAAAUGUAAAAAAAAAAAAAAAAUGUAAAUAAUUCACAGUUACAUUAUUCUGUGAUUAUUACUUCACAAGGGUUGUAAGAAUAUUUGUGAACUGAUGAUGUAAUAAUUAUAGACUAGUUAGUGCAUUCUUCUAAUUCUAAUGAGUUAUUGCAUCAUCACUUUGUGUUAUUAUCACAUACCUAUUACUAUGUACCCAUUUGAAGUAAUAAGGGCCUGUUAAUGUAACAAUGUGAUGGAAUUACAUUAUAUGAAGAUUUAUUCCUGUAACAGCACUGAUCACAUUUUUAGGUAAUCAUUUUAUGACAUUUUGACAUGAUGACUUCACUGGUAUAUUCUACGAUAAUUUCCAUACACAAGACAGCAACCUCACAGCCCCUUGUAUUCUACAUGUCCAAGCAAAUGGGUGAUGAGAUAACCAACAAUGCACAUUUUAUGUACUUGAUUGUUUUGCUUUUUCUCUGUCUUGUUUUUUCGUUGUAAAUUUCUUGCUUAAUGUUUAUGAGCCAAAUAUUGUUAUGUUGUGUUGGUGUGAUCACUGGACAAUAUUGCUCUCACUGCACUGAUACUGCUGUGUAAAUAGUUUCACACUAACCAAGAGGGUUUUCAUGAAAUAUGACAUGCAAACAAAGAUACAGCCAAAGCUCUUUGUAAGGUUUGGUAACCAACCAGUGCACAUAGAAAAUGACCAAACUUUUAAUAAAGGCUUGUUUGGCCACCUGCAUUACUA
This is a messenger RNA of Myripristis murdjan (pinecone soldierfish), 2204 nucleotides long. Its product is annotated as complexin-3-like. Gene Ontology annotation, cellular component: SNARE complex; terminal bouton. The record is from RefSeq and is a predicted model, not a curated record. Gene Ontology annotation, molecular function: syntaxin binding. Gene Ontology annotation, biological process: neurotransmitter transport; synaptic vesicle exocytosis; regulation of neurotransmitter secretion. The transcript is spliced from 4 exons. The coding region runs from base 431 to 970 and encodes 179 amino acids. NCBI's taxonomy places the organism in Eukaryota, Metazoa, Chordata, Actinopteri, Holocentriformes, Holocentridae.